AUCACCUAGUUCUAUAUUUGUAAACCAACAUCAUAACUUGUUCUUGAAGCCAUUCACACAUCCGUUUCUGCCGGCAAAAUCGCACUCCAAGAUGCCAAGACCGGCGUUUUCCCUGUCGUCCUCCACCUUUGCAUUUGCCUCUUAUCGAGUUCCAUCUGGACCUGACACAAGCCAUUUGUUUAGUCAAUUUCAUCUGCCCAGGAAUUGAAAACGUCUACAAAAUGCCUGCGGGAAUCUUCAACUCCACAUACUAUGGUAAAGACUACCGCGCAGGUGCCGCGCUCCUGCGUGCCCGUCGGCCAUACCUCUUCAAGAAUGCGCUGACUGGAAUCGGUCUGGUCGGAUUCUCCAUUGCUGUUUACUCCUACACCAUCCGCGCAGUCGGCCAGGAUGAAUUCUCCGACGUUCAAGUCCCCGACACUCCCGCCGCGAAAUCACAGCAGUAACCCUCUUUUCCUUGGACUGAGAACCGUUCGAUAGAUAACACCCGGGAAAAGUCUGUUGGAUAAUCCUGUCAGCUAGGGUUUAACGGGAUACGGAGUAUAUUAUGGCAUUGUCAUUACUUAUUGAUUUUAUAUCAGACUGGGAUGCAUUUCAUGGGCUUGUACACUGGGAGAAGUUUCAAAGUCGGCAUUGAGUAUCAAGCAACGUCGAUAGUUUGUCCAUCUACAGGUGAACUGCAAGACACUCAACUGGAAUCCUAGGAUGAAGAUCUAGGAUCCCGCCCAGUCUGUUCUUAUGCUUCUGGGUAGAGACAGAAGACGACUCUCAGCUCCUUGUAUUUUCUAAGCCAUCUGUACAUUUAUUGAUAUCCAAACAAAGAAAAUACUCGCUCUAGUUCCCUGAACGUUUCAACUAUAGGUUACUGCUAUUGGGCCG
This is a messenger RNA of Aspergillus wentii DTO 134E9, 879 nucleotides long. RefSeq lists its product as uncharacterized. The transcript has 3 exons. Lineage: Eukaryota; Fungi; Ascomycota; Eurotiomycetes; Eurotiales; Aspergillaceae. The record is from RefSeq and is a predicted model, not a curated record. The coding region runs from base 222 to 446 and encodes 74 amino acids. Gene Ontology annotation, biological process: mitochondrial respiratory chain complex IV assembly. Gene Ontology annotation, cellular component: mitochondrial inner membrane.